AUAGCUAAUAGAGAUACUCCAGUUGGAAACUAUUCAGGAGUUUUGAAUCUUUUGGAGACUAGAAACCUUGUUGUGAAAGAAGAAAGCAACCAAGAGAAUCUUUUAUGGCAGAGUUUUGAUCUUCCUGGGGACAAUUUGUUGCUUGGGAUUAGACUUCGAAGAUGCAUUGUAAAUGGUAGCUUUACAUCUUUGACAUAUUGGAGAGACACAGAAGAUCCUACUAGAGAUGUCCCAAGACGUCAGAAUGGACGGCGGCGACAAGAAGAAAUUAGGGAUGACGAAGAAAGUAAGGAUGGAGAAGAAGUUAUGGACAGAGAAGAAGUUAGGGAAGGAAAAGAAAUUAAGGAAAGAGAAGAAGAAGGAGAAGAAGUUAAGGAAGAAGAAGUUUUGGAUGGAGAAGAAGUUAAGGAUAAAGAAGAAAGUAUGGAUGGGGAAGAAGUUUGGGAUGGAGAAAUAGUUUGGAAUGGAGAAGAAUCUAAGCAUGGAGAAGAAAUUAAGGAGGACGAAGUUAAGGAAGGAGAAGAACUUUUGGAGGGAUAG
Messenger RNA from Sphenostylis stenocarpa, 540 nucleotides. Lineage: Eukaryota; Viridiplantae; Streptophyta; Magnoliopsida; Fabales; Fabaceae. The record is from the annotation of a GenBank genome assembly.